Molecule: messenger RNA, 1034 nt
Organism: Alnus glutinosa
Lineage: Eukaryota; Viridiplantae; Streptophyta; Magnoliopsida; Fagales; Betulaceae
Product: peptidyl-prolyl cis-trans isomerase FKBP20-2, chloroplastic
Exons: 7
Coding region: 139-918 (259 amino acids)
Molecular function (GO): peptidyl-prolyl cis-trans isomerase activity
Source: RefSeq, a predicted model, not a curated record
CUCCUUUGAUAUUUUCCCUGUUCAAGCAACUGAGGAUAACAUUACAUUCACCGGAAACGGCUAAUUCUCUCCACUGACCACUCUUCUGGUCAACAUUUAUAUGCCGGAAAGCUUAAGCUUAAAUUCCCCACAGAAGCCAUGCUGCUAACUUCCUCAACUCCCUCUUUCAUGUCCAAGCCUUCCCUUCCUUACAGAACCCUUUCAACAAGGACCAUGCUACGAACUUUCUGUACGCAGAAAAAGCAAAUUAUGCGUUGCUGCUCAAUUCACAACUUCAAAGAUGAAAGCUCCCAUAAUGGUUAUAUAUCAUACAGUGACGAGAAUUUAAGACGGAGGCUUCUCCUAUUUGUUUCUGUCACAACAACCUUGUUUCCAACUUUGCCUUCUUCUGGAAAGACAAAGAGUACGAAUCCAUAUGAUGAAAAACGCUUGCUAGAACAAAAUAAGCGGAUACAGAAAGAGAACAAUGCACCUGAAGAGUUUCCAAGUUUUGUUAGAGAAGGUUUCCAAGUCAAGGUAGUAGCAUCAGAAAACUAUAUCAAAUGUGAUUCAGGGCUUAUAUAUCGGGAUUUUGAAGUUGGUAAAGGUGAUUGCCCAAAGGAUGGUCAGCAGGUGACUUUUCACUAUGUUGGCUAUAAUGAGUCGGGCCGCCGUAUUGACAGCACUUACCUACAGGGUACCCCUGCCAAAAUCCGCUUGGGAAACAAUGCAUUGGUCCCAGGAUUUGAGCAAGGUAUUAAAGACAUGCGACCUGGGGGAAAGAGAAGAAUAAUUAUUCCACCAGAACUUGGACCCCCGGUUGGACCUUCCACCUUUUUCAGCUCAAAACAGUUUGAAGUUUUUGAUGUGGAACUGCUUAGCGUUCAGAGCUGUCAAAGGAGGACCAUAGCUUUUUACUCUGAUGUUGUGUGCAAUUAAGUGAUGAGGCUAUUCUGUUCCCAUUUUGAGUAUCAAGUAUCUCAUUCUUUUUUAUAUAAUAACAGAACACGUUUGAUUGAACAGUUUACAUCUUCAAUGCAAGUUAGAUUUUUCAA